AUGGGCGGUGAGGACGAGUUUUAUGUUCGUUAUUACACUGGUCACAUGGGACGUUAUGGUCAUGAAUUUCUUGAAUUUGAGUUUCGUGCCGAUGGACGAUGUCGUUAUGCAAAUAACUCAAAUUAUAGAAAUGAUAGUUUGAUAAGAAAAGAGAUGUAUGUAAGUCCUUUAAUGAUGAAAGAAUUGAAACGGAUUAUUCAAGAAAGUGAGGUCAUGAAAGAAGACGAUUCGCGAUGGCCAAAAAAAAAUGUUGUUGGACGACAAGAACUUGAAAUUCGGUUAGGCAACGAACAUAUUUCAUUUGAGACUGCAAAAAUUGGAUCGCUUGUAGAUGUACAAGAAAGUGAAGAUCCUGAAGGAUUACGCGUAUUUUAUUAUUUAGUGCAAGAUCUUAAAUGUCUAGUGUUUUCUCUUAUUGGAUUACAUUUUAAG
Messenger RNA from Funneliformis mosseae, 432 nucleotides. Lineage: Eukaryota; Fungi; Glomeromycota; Glomeromycetes; Glomerales; Glomeraceae. The record is from the annotation of a GenBank genome assembly.